AUGCCAAAUUUUCGCAUUAAGUCUUAUCUGUUUUUAUAUUUAUCCUUUUUAUUAUUUUUUGAGAUAAUCACAAUAUUCCAUGUUUCAUCGAUAAGAAUAUCCACUGUUUUAAAAAAUGACAAUAAAAAAAAAAAUUUUAACACUCCAUUGGUGGAAGAAAAUAAAAAAUACCUUUUCAAUGAAAUAAAAUUAAAUAAUAGAUUUAAAAAUGAUAUAAAAGGAUAUAUUCAAAAUAUCAACAAUUUCCAUUCAAUAAUAGAAAGUAAAAUACCAAAUUCGUUAUUAUAUGUUCACGAAGACUUAAUUAAUUUUCACAAUAGUCAAUUUAUUGGUGAUAUCGAAAUUGGUAAUCCUCCUCAAAGUUUUAAGGUUGUCUUUGAUACGGGAUCCAGUAACUUUGCAAUUCCCUCAACAAAAUGUGUUAAAGGAGGAUGUACUUUACACAAUAAAUUCGAUAUCAAGAAAUCACGGACUUUUAUGAGCAGCUUGAAAAAUAAAAAGGAGUCCAUCUAUACAUAUAUUCAAUACGGAACAGGAAAAAGCAUUCUCGAGCAUGGAUAUGAUGAUGUGUACAUGAAGGGAUUAAAAAUUAGUAAACAAUGUAUAGGGUUAAUAAUCGAAGAAUCUAUGCACCCCUUCUCGGACUUACCGUUUGACGGAAUUGUUGGAUUAGGAUUUUCUGAUCCGGAUAAUAGUUUCCAAACUAAAUAUUCUAAGUCCUUAAUCGAAACAAUUAAAGAGCAGAAUCUUCUACAACAAAAUAUAUUUUCAUUUUAUGUGCCAAAGGAGUUGGAAAAAUCAGGGGCAAUUACAUUUGGAAGGGCUAAUAGCAAAUAUGCGAUAGAAGGAGAAAAAAUCGAAUGGUUUCCCGUUAUUUCAAUGUACUUUUGGGAAAUAAAUUUAUUAGGGAUAUUGCUUCCAGACAAAAAUUUCGAAAUAUGUUCAAAUAAAAAAUGCAGAGCAGCAAUUGAUACCGGUUCCAGUUUGCUAACUGGGCCAUCAAGCCUUAUGCAGCCAUUAAUAGAAAACAUAAAUUUAGAAAAGGAUUGUUCUAAUAUAAGUAGUUUACCAAUUAUUUCAUUUGUUUUAAAAAAUGUCGAAGGGAAAACAGUCAUACUAGAUUUUACCCCAGAUGAUUAUAUUUUGCAAGAAAAUAGUGAAGAGGAUAAUUCUUCUCAGUGUGUAAUUGGACUGAUGUCCCUUGACAUUCCACCACCCCGAGGCCCUAUUUUCAUUUUUGGCAAUGUUUUCAUUAGAAAAUAUUACACAAUAUUUGACAAUGACCAUAAGCUUGUUGGAGUAGUUAAAAGCAAUCACAAUUUUUAA
Molecule: messenger RNA, 1326 nt
Organism: Plasmodium yoelii
Lineage: Eukaryota; Apicomplexa; Aconoidasida; Haemosporida; Plasmodiidae
Product: plasmepsin VI, putative
Exons: 15
Coding region: 1-1326 (441 amino acids)
Biological process (GO): proteolysis
Molecular function (GO): aspartic-type endopeptidase activity
Source: RefSeq, a predicted model, not a curated record